Molecule: messenger RNA, 3951 nt
Organism: Leptonychotes weddellii (Weddell seal)
Lineage: Eukaryota; Metazoa; Chordata; Mammalia; Carnivora; Phocidae
Source: RefSeq, a predicted model, not a curated record
GGUAGGAACCAGGAGAUGACCCAUCGUUUCUCUGCUUUAAAAUGUGAACCCGUCCAAGUCAGAUCAAUUCAGGGCCAGCCCGGGCCAGUGGGCCCCCAGGGGUACACCGGGCCCCCAGGCCUGCAGGGAUUCCCAGGACUACAGGGCCGCAAAGGUGACAAGGGCGAGCGGGGGUCACCCGGGAUCACAGGACCGAAAGGAGACGUGGGAGCGAGAGGUGUUUCUGGAUUCCCUGGUGCCGACGGAAUUCCCGGACACCCCGGGCAAGGUGGGCCCAGAGGACCGCCCGGCUAUGACGGCUGCAACGGAACCAGAGGAGACGUGGGCCGGCAGGGACUCGUCGGCCCCGAUGGGUUCCUCGGCCCUCCUGGGCCCCAAGGACCCAAAGGACAGAAAGGCGAGCCUUAUGCGCUAUCCAGUGUGGACCGCGACAGAUACAGGGGUGAACCCGGAGACCCUGGCUUGGUUGGUUUCCAGGGACCCCCUGGCCGUCCUGGGCCUAUAGGACAGAUGGGUCCGGUUGGAGCUCCAGGAAGACCAGGCCCGCCUGGACCCCCUGGACCAAAAGGACAGCCAGGCAACAGAGGACUUGGCUUUUAUGGAGAAAAGGGUGAAAAGGGCGACAUGGGACUGCCGGGACCCAAUGGGAUUCCAUCGGACACCCACCAUGCCAUCAUCGGACCCAUGAAGGAAAUGUUCCACCCAGAUCAAUAUAAGGGUGAAAAGGGGAGUGAUGGGGAGCCGGGAGUAAAAGGCAUAUCCUUGAAGGGAGAAGAAGGAGUCAUGGGUUUUUCAGGCCCACGGGGUGCUGCUGGCUUCGAUGGUGAGAAAGGUUCUCCGGGACAAAAAGUAAGUCGGAUGCACGAAACACAAUCUGCCCCGGGGCUGACACAUCUUACAAAGGUCAAACAUUAUGAAGACUGUGCUAUCCCAGGGAAAGAAACUGUGCCCCAGAAAAACACAUUUAAAACCCUGCAUAAAUCAUCCUUCCUCCCAGAUCAUUCGCAAUGCCCGAGUCAGACCACUCACCUUUUUGCUCACCUUUGCAAACUGGCGUGUUGGUUCUGUCCUUUGGCAGCGGCCCCUGCGUCACGGGGCACCACUCUUGGGAAAGUUGCCGAUGUGGCGGCCGAGUGUCUACCUGCAUUUUUCAUAUGCAGUCCUGUUCUAAGUGGGGGGCCUGUCUCGGUUGCAGGUGCCAGAGGUGACCCAGGAUUCCCAGGGACCCACGGGGAGCCCGGAAGCCGAGGUGCACCAGGAGACCCGGGCCCACCCGGCCUCCCCGGCACGUCCGUCAGAGAUGAAGAUGGGAGGAGAGGCUUACCGGGUGAAAUGGGCCCCAAAGGCUUCAUAGGAGACCCAGGCAUCCCUGCGCUGUACCCCGGCCCACCGGGCACCGAUGGAAGGCCAGGACUCCCAGGACCCCCAGGGCCUGCCGGACCACCGGGACCAGAUGGUUUCCUUUUCGGCCUUAAAGGAGCAGAAGGGAACGUGGGCUACCCUGGGCCUUCUGGCUUCCCUGGGGCUCGCGGACACAAAGGAUGGAAAGGUGACGCUGGGGACUGUAAGUGCGCAGAGAGUGAUCAGUUCAUCGGGGGGCUCCCGGGGCUGCCAGGCCCCAAGGGCUUUCCCGGCGUCAGUGGGGAGCCAGGGAAGAAAGGGAGCCAAGGAGACCCCGGCCAGCACGGCAUCCCUGGGUUCCCCGGGUUCAAGGGCACCCCUGGCAACGUUGGACCUCCCGGGCCCAAAGGGGUGAAGGGGGAUUCCAGAGCGGUCACCACCAAAGGUGAGAGGGGACAGCCAGGGGUCCCAGGUGUGCCGGGGCUGAAAGGUGACGACGGUGUCCCGGGCCGCGACGGGCUGGAUGGCUUCCCAGGCCUCCCGGGAGCUCCGGGUGAUGGCAUCAAAGGCCCCCCAGGGGACUCAGGUUACCCAGGAGUACCUGGCACUAAGGGCGUUCCAGGAGAAAGAGGCUCCCCGGGACUGGGCCUGCCCGGCCCCAAAGGCGAGCGUGGUUUCCCCGGAGAUGCCGGAUUACCUGGACCACCAGGCUUUCCCGGUCCCCCCGGCCCCCCAGGCACUCCCGCACAAAUAGACUGUGACACAGGUGUGAAAAGGCCCAUCGGAGGUGACGGACAGGAGGCCGUGCAGCCAGAUUGUGUCGGAGGGCCCAAGGGAUCGCCAGGCCUGCCGGGACCCCCAGGCCCCACAGGUGCCAAGGGCCUCCAAGGGAUACCAGGACUCUCGGGAGCUGACGGAGCACCAGGGCUCAGGGGUUUCCCUGGAGACCCAGGUCGUGAAGGAUUCCCAGGACCCCCAGGGUUCGUGGGGCCCCGAGGAUCCAAAGGUGCAGCAGGCCUUCCUGGUGCGGAUGGACUCCCGGGUCCCACUGGUCUGCCAGGCCCCAUUGGGCCCCCAGGGGACAGGGGCCUUCCCGGAGAAGUUCUGGGAGCCCAGCCCGGGCCCCGGGGUGAUGCUGGACUGCCCGGACAGCCCGGGCUGAAAGGCCCUCCAGGAGAGAGAGGCCCACCUGGAUUCAGGGGAAGCCAGGGCAUGCCGGGAAUGCCGGGCCUGAAGGGCCAGCCGGGCUUCCUAGGACCCUCGGGCCAGCCAGGCCUGCCCGGGCCGCCGGGACAGCACGGCUUCCCAGGAGCUCCCGGCCGGGAGGGGCCCUUGGGGCUGCCAGGCGCCCCCGGUCACGGAGGUCUGCCUGGAGACAGAGGGGACCCAGGGGACACAGGUGUCCCUGGCCCUGUGGGCAUGAAGGGUCUCUUUGGCGAUAGAGGUGAUCCUGGUUUGCUGGGGGAGAGAGGCCCCCCAGGAAGUCCUGGGUUUAAAGGAAUGAGCGGAAUGCCUGGUAUCCCCGGACAGAAAGGCGGGAGAGGUUCACCCGGGAUGGAUGGUUUCCAAGGCAUGGUCGGGCUCAAAGGAAGACCCGGGCUUCCGGGAAACAAAGGAGAAGACGGAUUUUUUGGAAUUCCAGGACUGAAGGGUCUGGCUGGGGAGCCAGGUGUGAAAGGCAGCCGCGGGGACCCCGGGCCCCCAGGACCACCUCCCAUCAUCCUGCCAGGAAUGAAAGACAUCAAAGGAGAGAAAGGAGAUGAAGGGCCUAUGGGGUUGAAAGGAUACCUGGGCCUAAAAGGUGUUCCAGGAAUGCCAGGGAUCCCCGGGCUGUCGGGAGUCCCCGGGUUGCCGGGGAAGCCGGGCCACAUCAAAGGAGUCAAAGGAGACAUCGGCGUUCCCGGCGUGCCUGGUUCACCAGGAUUCCCCGGCGUGCCCGGCCCCCCCGGAAUCAUAGGGUUUCCCGGGUUCACAGGAAGUAGGGGUGACAAGGGAGCUCCGGGCAGAGCAGGCCUGUACGGCGAGGUUGGCCCCACGGGUGACUUCGGUGAUAUCGGAGACACCAUAGACCUGCCGGGAAGCCCGGGCCUGAAGGGGGAGCGGGGCGUCACGGGGACACCAGGUCUAAAGGGAUUCUUUGGGGAAAAAGGAACGGUGGGCGAAGUUGGCUUCCCCGGGAUAACAGGCGUGCCAGGCGUCCAGGGCCCCCCCGGACCCAAAGGGCAAACAGGCUUCCCAGGAUUGACAGGGCUGCAGGGGCCGCAGGGAGAGCCGGGGCGAGUGGGAUUGCCCGGUGACAAAGGAGACCACGGCUGGCCAGGGAUUCCAGGCUCGCCAGGUUUUCCCGGCAUCCGAGGCAUCAGCGGACUGCACGGCCUGCCAGGCACCAAAGGCUUUCCGGGAUCCCCAGGUGCGGACAUCCACGGAGACCCCGGCUUCCCCGGUCCUGCUGGGGACCGGGGUGACCCAGGAGAGCCCAACACCCGCCCAGGCCCUUUUGGAGCCCCAGGACAGAAAGGGGAGCGAGGAGAUCCAGGUGAGGCCAAGCACCGCCCAGUGGCACCACCUGCACAACCAGACCCAGUGUGUCUGUGAGUCCGAGAGAUAAGG